AUACCGGAUCCGAGGGCGACUCCGCCAGCCUGCAAGCCGACUGCUCUUCCGUAAUUAAGGUAUAACGAUAUCUGAAACACGGAAGAGUACUUAGGCUUCCCAUGCCUCUGCGGGGAUUCCAGAAUGAGGCCAAAUAAAUAGUGCCAAGAAAUCUUGGCUGGCUCAAGAGUUCAAUCUAAGGCCACUGGUAUCUUCGACCAGCACCAUGCGCGCACUAGUGAUUGGCGGGACUGGGCGUUGUGGCAGACUUGUCAUUGAUGAGCUGUUGAGGCGAGGUAGGCUUCUACUAUGUUAUACUACCUCAGACACGUUGAUGAAUAUGGCUAACAUACCCAAGGCCACCACCAGGUCACUACCUUAGCGCGAACACCAGAUGCGCUGGGAGAUCCACGACCUAGCCUAAAUGUCAUCCAAGGUUAGUACACAAUGAAUUCUUGCUGCUGCUGCUGCUGCUGCUUGUUGUAAUACGUUCCACGGCUGACAUGUCCCAGG
Messenger RNA from Aspergillus welwitschiae, 492 nucleotides. RefSeq lists its product as uncharacterized. The record is from RefSeq and is a predicted model, not a curated record. Lineage: Eukaryota; Fungi; Ascomycota; Eurotiomycetes; Eurotiales; Aspergillaceae. The transcript has a single exon. Bases 206 to 361 code for a protein of 51 amino acids.